UCGCGCAGUCUGCACAUGCGCUCUUUGAUCCCCUUUCGCCCAACGUAGAGUAGCCUUGAAACGAAGAUCAUCUUUCGGGAUAUUUCUCCAGUACCCAAAAUAAAACAGCCCUUCUGCUAGUGAAAUUCAUUUAACAUGGAUGACGACGGGUCCAAGUCCUAUUCAAACAGUGAUGUUAACAUUCCAGUCAAUGUUCAAGGCAACUUGAGACACUUGUCACCCUACCUAAAUUUCGAUCCAGUGUAUCUGCCUCCCACUCAACCAGAGUUCAUAUUCCCUGAAGGAGCAGCAAGGCAAAGAGGGCGGUUUGAACAUGCCUUCUCCCAGAUCGGAGCUUCGUGUAUGGUCGGAGCUGGUGUCGGAGGCAUGGGAGGUUUAUAUAAUGGCCUUAGACUCACAACUUUAGCUGGUCAGAAGGGCCGCCUCAGAGUAACACAGUUAAUUAACCACACUAUGAAGAAAGGAGCUGCAUCAGCCAACACAUUAGGAAUUAUAGCUUUGAUGUACAGUGGCUUUGGUGUAGUUUUGUCAUAUUUUCGCAAUGCUGAAGAUGAACUGAACACGUUAGCCGCAGCUACUCUCACUGGAAUGGUUUAUAAAUCUACCUCCGGCUUAAGGAAAUGUGCAACUGGAGGAGCUGUUGGCUUGGGUAUUGCUGCAGCAUACUGCUUAUGGACAUCAAGAGAUCGCCAUCUUGAAUUCAAACGUCAACUUCACCCCAUAUAAGAACUUUAGAAAUCAGGCUUUAAGCAGGUUAUUGCUUAAGGACUGAGGAAGUGCCUUAUACUUCCUCUCCUGUAGUAAAUUAUAUCUUUCUCUUUUGAACAUGAAAGCAUUCACUUCCAAAUUUGAAUCAUGUUUUGUUUUUUUAUUCAUAUUGUUUAACAAUCACAUCUUGCUUCUUUAUUCGUUUUCCUUGUUGUGCAACUUAUUGAUAUUAAAUUAAGUUUUCCAUCCUG
Thrips palmi is the source of this 959-nucleotide messenger RNA. RefSeq names its product mitochondrial import inner membrane translocase subunit Tim23 (gene Tim23). Gene Ontology annotation, cellular component: mitochondrial inner membrane; TIM23 mitochondrial import inner membrane translocase complex. Bases 136 to 726 code for a protein of 196 amino acids. Lineage: Eukaryota; Metazoa; Arthropoda; Insecta; Thysanoptera; Thripidae. Gene Ontology annotation, molecular function: transmembrane protein transporter activity. The record is from RefSeq and is a predicted model, not a curated record. The transcript has 4 exons. Gene Ontology annotation, biological process: protein import into mitochondrial matrix.